This is a messenger RNA of Marmota flaviventris (yellow-bellied marmot), 1926 nucleotides long. RefSeq names its product cholinergic receptor nicotinic alpha 9 subunit (gene Chrna9). Gene Ontology annotation, biological process: monoatomic ion transmembrane transport. Gene Ontology annotation, cellular component: postsynaptic membrane. Gene Ontology annotation, molecular function: acetylcholine-gated monoatomic cation-selective channel activity; transmembrane signaling receptor activity. NCBI's taxonomy places the organism in Eukaryota, Metazoa, Chordata, Mammalia, Rodentia, Sciuridae. The record is from RefSeq and is a predicted model, not a curated record.
GGCUCUUGAGUCCAGUCCCUUUCCCUUCACAGAGGGAAGUAAAAGCCCACACUGCCUGGCCAGGACAUUUUAGGAGAUCAGAAAAAUGAUGAUCUGGCCCCAUUCUUGCAUCUCCUUUUGCUGGAUUUAUUUUGCUGCUUCCAGACUGAGAGCUGUAGAAACAGCAGAUGGAAAAUAUGCUCAGAAGUUGUUUAAUGACCUUUUUGAAGAUUAUUCCAAUGCUCUUCGUCCAGUAGAAGACACAGAUAAAGUCCUGAAUGUCACGCUGCAGAUUACCCUUUCUCAGAUUAAGGAUAUGGAUGAAAGAAACCAAAUUCUGACCGCCUAUCUAUGGAUCCGCCAAAUCUGGCACGAUGCGUAUCUCACGUGGGAUCGAGACCAGUAUGAUGGGCUGGACUCCAUCAGGAUUCCCAGUGACCUGGUGUGGAGGCCAGACAUUGUUCUUUAUAACAAGGCUGAUGACGAGUCUUCAGAGCCGGUAAAUACCAAUGUGGUCCUGCGGUACGAUGGACUCAUCACCUGGGAUUCACCAGCCAUCACCAAAAGUUCCUGUGUGGUGGAUGUCACCUACUUCCCCUUUGAUAACCAGCAGUGCAACCUGACUUUUGGUUCCUGGACCUACAAUGGCAAUCAGGUGGACAUAUUCAACGCUCUGGACAGUGGAGAUCUCUCGGAUUUCGUCGAAGAUGUGGAAUGGGAGGUCAAUGGCAUGCCUGCCGUGAAGAAUGUGAUCUCCUACGGCUGCUGCUCUGAGCCUUACCCAGAUGUGACCUUCACCCUCCUUCUGAAGAGGAGGUCCUCAUUCUAUAUAGUCAACCUCCUCGUCCCUUGUGUCCUCAUAUCUUUUCUCGCUCCCUUGAGUUUUUAUCUUCCAGCAGCCUCUGGGGAGAAGGUCUCCCUGGGAGUGACCAUCCUAUUGGCCAUGACUGUGUUUCAGCUCAUGGUGGCAGAGAUCAUGCCAGCCUCAGAAAAUGUCCCUCUGAUAGGAAAAUACUACAUAGCCACCAUGGCCUUGAUCACAGCCUCCACGGCCUUGACCAUAAUGGUGAUGAAUAUCCACUUCUGCGGGGCCGAGGCCCGGCCCGUGCCUCACUGGGCCAAGGUGGUCAUCCUGAAGUACAUGUCCAGGAUCUUGUUUGUCUACGACGUGGGGGAGAGCUGCCUCGGCCCUCGCCACAGCAGGGAGCGGGACCACCUCCCCAAGGUGUAUGGCAAACUCCCAGAGUCCAACCUGAACACAGCCAGGAACAAAGACCUUCCCAGAACAAAGGAAAUGAACAAACUCUUAAAGAAUGACCUGGGGUGCCAGGGUGAGAACCCACAGGGUGCGGAUGGUUACUGUGCACGGUAUGAAGCGCUGACAAGAAAUAUCGAGUACAUAGCCAAGUGCCUCAAAGAUCACAAGGCCACCAACUCCAAGGGGAGCGAAUGGAAGAAGGUUGCGAAAGUCAUAGACCGGUUUUUCAUGUGGAUUUUUUUCAUCAUGGUGUUUGUGAUGACUAUUUUGAUCAUAGCAAGAGCGGAUUAGGAGACAUUUGAUACCUGGGGUGAAAUCAAUAAAAUUCCCUGCGAUCUCCUCCAGUGUUCUUUUAAGCCAGAUUGUUGUUCAAAUGUAGUUUAGGGGUUUUGUUGUUUGUACUUUUUAUUUUUGACUUCAAAUCCACAUUGCAGCUAUCUGUCAGGUUAAAAGGCGAUCCAAAAGUUCAAAGGCCGGGAAACUGGAGGAAAUAAGGAAAGACUCCUUUCAUAACCUUCCAGAAUGUUGGGUGACACCUCUAAUUGACACAACUAUUCACCUCUUUUGCUGUUCAGAUAACAAAGCACUGCAAAUUAGUGUUUAAAAUUUAAAGGAAAAAAAAGAAAAAGAAAAAACAAGACAAAAACGUUUUCCCAUUCUUCCCUUAGUUCAUACUAAAAUAUGCUUUU